AUUGCCAGUGUCAUUGACAGUUAUGCUGCCACACUGACCAGGCGGGCAGAUCGAGAUGUGUUCUUUAUGACAUGCCAGGGCAUCGUACAUUUGGUUCAGCGCUACAGGAAUGGGAUCAGAGGCCACAUGAAGUCAGUGGUGCAGGAGCUGUUGAGGCACUACCUCAGAGUGGAGCUUCAGUUUCAGCAGGGUUCCUAUGACAAAUGUGUUUGUUCCAUCCGAGAGAAGAACAAGGAUGACAUGCUGGCUGUAGUCCAGACAAUUUUCUCUCAUGUAGCUGUGCAGCAGAAGAAUAACUUGGUUAUUAUGCUUAUAGAUUUCUUGUGUGACAAGGAACCGGGUCUGACAGAUGAAAUGGCAUCGAUCCUCUCAGAGCUGACACAACUGAACAAGACAGAAAACUCCAAAGUUGCACUGAGGGCGCGGCAGCACAGACACAACCAGAUUGAGUCCAUCUUUUUGUCUGCCAUAGACAUGUCUGGCCAUGACUUCUGUCCAGAAAAUCUUCAGAAAUUGAUAAAUUCAGAGACAGCGAUCUAUGAUGUUCUGCAAGAAUUUUUCUACCAUUCAAAUGAGGCUGUGAGAAGGGCUGCCCUGGAGGUGUACAUUCGACGAGCCUACAUAGCUUAUGAAAUGAACUGCAUGCAGCACAGCCAGCUUGAUGAUGGGAGGUGUGUUGUUGACUUCAAAUUUCUCUUGCCACGAUCUCAUCCAAACAGGAUGAUGGUGACUCGGUUUGACUCAGGCCUGCUUAGACUGAACAGCAUGGACAAGGAUUCUGGCUCAGAUUCUGACCAGUGGGAUGAACCACCAAUAUGCCAGCGGAUGGGCAUCAUGGUAGCGUUUCCUAACAUGGCAGAGCUUGAGAAAUAUUUUUACGCCAUUCUGGAAAGAUUCCACUCCCUGACACCUCCAGGCAGUCCUUUGAUCUCUGACGUGGAUGAUGACAGUGCAUCUAUGCAUUCUGGUUCUAAUGUGUCUGAAUACACUUCGGAUGACCCUACUCAUAUUAUCAACAUUGCCAUCAAACAACUGGAUACAAAUGAUGAUGAUCGCCUGGCCAGCUUGUUCCAGGACUUUUGCCGUUCAAGGGCCAAAGCUUUGAAUGAGCGAGGAAUCAGAAGAGUGACUUUUGUUGUCUCCAACAGCAGAGCUAUUCCUAAAUAUUUCACCUACAGGGCAAAGUUUGAAUUCUGUGAAGAUCGUAUCUACCGGCAUCUGGAGCCUGCUCUGGCAUUCCAGCUAGAGAUCAAUCGGCUGAGGAAUUUUGAUCUGGAGGCAAUUCCAACGGCAAACCUGAAAAUGCACUUGUAUUUGGGGAAAGCUAAGGUGGCAAAAGGACAAGAGGUGACGGACUAUCGCUUCUUUGUUCGGUGCAUCAUUCGACACUCUGAUCUUGUCACUAAGGAGGCAUCCUUUGAGUAUUUGGAAAACGAAGGAGAGCGAACACUUUUGGAGGCUAUGGAUUCGCUAGAAGUAGCUUUCUCUCAUCAGAGUUCAAAGAAAACAGACUGCAAUCACAUCUUUCUGAACUUUGUGCCAACGUUGACUUUGUCAGAGCCUGGCAAGUGUUGGGACAGGGUGUUACUUAUUUGUUCUUUACUUUCAGAAUGGCAUGCACUUAUGAAGUAUUUUGUCAACCAAAUUGGUGGAACUAGUUUCCCCAUCAGAGUGUUCAUCACCAACGAAAGUGGGUACUAUCUGGACAUCAGUUUAUACAGAGAGGUCACUGACCCCAGAACUGGCCAGAUCAUGUUUGAGGCAUAUGGAGAGAAGCAGGGCCCUCUGCAUGGCCUGUUGAUCAGCACCCCUUACUUGACCAAGGAUCAUCUGCAGCUGAAGAGGUACCAAGCCCAAUCAUCAGGGACUACCUAUGUGUACGACUUCCCAGAGAUGUUCAGACAGGCUCUAAUGAAAAUGUGGGAGUCACACUGGAAAGAGAUAUCCUCAGAAACAAAACAGAUGCCUCCUGAUAUUGUUUGCUGCACGGAACUGGUUCUAGACAGCCACAACCACCUGUGCACCAUGAACAGAUUGCCAGGAGAAAAUGAAAUUGGAAUGGUUGCUUGGAAAGUCACCUUCAAGACUCCAGAGUUUCCUGCUGGCAGAGAUAUCAUUCUCAUCGCAAAUGACAUGACCUUCAAGAUCGGUUCUUUUGGGCCAGCAGAGGACAUGCUUUUCAAGAAAGCGUCAGAGCUGUCCAGGAAAUUGGGUAUCCCUAGAGUGUACAUUUCUGCCAACAGUGGAGCCAGAAUUGGAAUGGCAGAGGAACUGAAGCAUUUGUUUAGAGUUGCCUGGCAAGAUCCACAAGAUCCUGAGAAGGGCUUCAAAUAUCUCUACCUGCGCCCAGAUGACUUCAAGAAGGUGGCGACUGUCAACUCUGUCAGAGCUGAGCUUAUAGAGGAUGAGGGUGAAUCUCGUUACAGGAUAACAGAUAUUAUUGGUAAAGAAGAUGGAAUCGGUGUAGAGUCCCUGCGAAUGGCUGGCAUGAUCGCCGGUGAGACAUCGCAGGCUUACAAUGAGGUUAUUACAAUCAACUUGGUAUCAUGCAGAGCUAUUGGCAUCGGAGCAUACCUUGUUCGACUGGGCCAGCGUGUGAUACAAGUAGAGAACUCAUUCAUCAUUCUCACAGGUGCCGGAGCCCUCAAUAAGGUGCUUGGGCGAGAAGUUUACACCAGCAACAGUCAGCUCGGAGGCGUGCAGAUUAUGUACAACAACGGCGUGUCUCAUGCAGUCACACCCGAUGACUUUGAAGGGGUUUUCAAAAUUUUGCACUGGUUGUCUUAUAUGCCACUGAAAAAGGGUGGCCCUUUGCCAAUAAUAGAAACGCAGGAUCCUGUAGACAGGCUUGUUGAUUUCUGCCCAACCAAAGCACCAUAUGACCCCCGAUGGAUGCUGGCUGGUAAAAAAGCCGAUGGUGGUAUCUGGCAGUCUGGAUUUUUUGACAAAGGAUCUUUUGAUGAGAUCAUGCGGCCUUGGGCUCAGACUGUGGUUGCUGGACGAGCAAGACUUGGAGGCAUUCCUGUGGGUGUGAUUGCUGUAGAGACCAGGGCAGUAGAGUUGAACAUUCCUGCAGACCCAGCUAAUGCAGACUCAGAAUCAAAGGUGAUCCAGCAAGCAGGACAGGUGUGGUUCCCUGACUCUGCUUACAAAACUGCACAAGCCAUCAAAGAUUUCUCCAGGGAAGAGCUACCCUUGUUUAUGUUUGCCAACUGGAGAGGUUUCUCAGGAGGCAUGAAAGACAUGUAUGACCAGGUGCUGAAGUUUGGCUCCUACAUUGUGGAUGCAAUCAGAGAGUACACACAACCGAUAUUUAUUUACAUCCCUCCAUAUGGUGAGCUGAGAGGAGGGUCCUGGGUGGUGGUGGACCCCCUGAUCAACCCAGACUACAUGGAGAUGUAUGCAGACAGCCUGAGCAGAGGUGGAGUUUUGGAGCCAGAGGGCACAGUUGAAAUCAAGUUCCGUCAAAAAGACAUAGAAAAAUGUAUCAGAAGACUGGACGUGGAGACCAAAAAACUGGUGGAAAAACUGUCCAGUCCUGGCUUGACCCCGGAGGUUAAAGCAGCUCUGGAGAUUGAAUUGAAGGAAAGGGAGGAGAGAUUGAUACCCCUGUAUCAUUCCGUGGCUGUUAUGUUUGCUGACCUUCAUGAUACACCUGGCAGGAUGGAGGAGAAGAAUUGCAUUACGCAAGUGCUCAAGUGGUCCACAUCUCGUGAGUUUUUCUAUUGGAGAUUACGUCGGAGAUUGCUGGAGCACAAGGUCAAGAAACUGAUGCAACAACAUCUGCCUGGCUCUAGCCAGGCUCAGCUAGACUCCAUGUUAAGCCGGUGGUUUGUGGAAGAUCAAGGCACUAUCAAUGCCUAUCAGUAUGAAGAUGACAAGCGAGCCGUGGAGUGGCUGGAGGUACAGAUAAAAGACAGCAGUGAAAAUAAUGCAGUGAUGGAGAAUAUUCGCUGCAUACAAAGAGAUUCCGUCCUCUCACAAAUAAGAAGUUUGAUGGGAAUUAACCCAGAUAUUAUCAUGGACUCCAUCGUCUCUAUGACACAGCACAUGUCCAGCACACAGAGAAACGAAGUCGCCCGCAUUCUGGCCAACCUCAAUGCCCAGGAGGAAGCUCCGUCUGAACCUUAA
Molecule: messenger RNA, 4131 nt
Organism: Candidula unifasciata
Lineage: Eukaryota; Metazoa; Mollusca; Gastropoda; Stylommatophora; Geomitridae
Source: the annotation of a GenBank genome assembly